AUGCUCAAUAUUGAAUUGAAAGUAAUUGAAGGUAAAAACUUGAAGGGCGCAGACUUUGGUGGACUCUCUUCUGAUCCGUAUUGCAAGAUUAUUACCAGGCAAUGCACACAACAGACUCAGACAUGUAACAUGACCCGUAACCCACAUUGGAACAGAUCCUUUAACAUGCAAGUUGCUGUAGGUGAAGAUAUACGCUUUGAGUGCUACGAUUACGACAACCUUGGAAAGAAUGACAGUCUUGGAAAGACACACUACAAAGUCAUCCAAGGAUUCCCAGGCCAAGUAAUCGACACAUGGCUUGGACUUGAUAAAAAAGGAGAAAUUCACAUUCAAAUUAUUCACAGAGGUGGUGCUCCUGGAAUGGCACCCGGAAUGUGUCCUGGUAUGGCUCCAGGGAUGGCUCCUGGUAUGUACCCACCACCAAUGGGAGCUUACCCACCACCAAUGGGUGGUGCAUAUCCUCCUCCUAUGGGAGCCUAUCCUCCACCAAUGGGCGCUUACCCACCACCAAUGGGAGGAUAUCCACCUCAGGCUGGUGCCUAUCCACCAAUGUAUCCACCACCUGGAUAUUAUUAA
Molecule: messenger RNA, 576 nt
Organism: Entamoeba invadens IP1
Lineage: Eukaryota; Evosea; Mastigamoebida; Endamoebidae
Exons: 1
Coding region: 1-576 (191 amino acids)
Molecular function (GO): calcium ion binding
Source: RefSeq, a predicted model, not a curated record